This is a messenger RNA of Caenorhabditis briggsae, 102 nucleotides long. The transcript is spliced from 2 exons. The coding region runs from base 1 to 102 and encodes 33 amino acids. NCBI's taxonomy places the organism in Eukaryota, Metazoa, Nematoda, Chromadorea, Rhabditida, Rhabditidae. The record is from RefSeq and is a predicted model, not a curated record.
AUGUUUUUAUUGGGUUCUCAUACGAAUACAACCACAUUGACACCGCAACUUCGGCCUAGCGGAGUCGGCCUAGCGGAGUCGGCCGUAGGCCGAGGACGCUAG